CGGAUAUUGUAUCUUUGUUAAAGCAAAUACUAAGUUUAAAGCUACUAGACGUAACGUAAACGUAGUAAGGCUCAGUAUGAGCAACACCUUGAUGAGUUUUGUGUGUAGAAGAGCUCCAUCAACGACGGUCCCAAUACUCCGAAGUCCGGUUUUUCUUUGGAGGAGAUACUGUUCACCACCAUCUUCCUCCUCUAAUGCCUCAAAUAGAAAACUUUUUGUUGGAGGAUUAUCAUGGUCAGUCGACGAGAAGUCCUUAUCAGACGCCUUCUCUUCCUUUGGAGAGGUCACUGAAGUGAAGAUAAUAUACGACAAAGACUCCGGUAGGUCUAGAGGCUUUGGAUUUGUUCAAUAUUUGAAGGAAGAUGAUGCCUUAAGUGCAAAAGAUGCCAUGGAUGGAAAGGCAUUGCUGGGUCGACCUUUGAGGAUAACUGUGGCUGUUGACAAAGCUCGUGGCGGACCUGUUGUAGUUCCUCGCCUUUCCAACAUGGCUAAUGGCGCUGGGAAUGAUGCUUGAAUUCUCAUUACAGGAGGGAAAGAUUUCUGAGGUGUGAUAACUAGAAUGUAAUGAUUUCUUAUACAUAAAACUAAGAUGAUCAAAAUGUAUUAUACUUGGCCAAAUUCCUUUAUGUUCCAAUUUUUACACACUUAACUCUCUA
This is a messenger RNA of Cannabis sativa, 656 nucleotides long. RefSeq names its product glycine-rich RNA-binding protein 4, mitochondrial. Lineage: Eukaryota; Viridiplantae; Streptophyta; Magnoliopsida; Rosales; Cannabaceae. Bases 77 to 514 code for a protein of 145 amino acids. The record is from RefSeq and is a predicted model, not a curated record. Gene Ontology annotation, molecular function: RNA binding. The transcript has 4 exons.